This is a messenger RNA of Tyto alba (common barn owl), 1839 nucleotides long. It is a transcript of the gene PEX10, whose product is annotated as peroxisomal biogenesis factor 10. Gene Ontology annotation, molecular function: zinc ion binding. Gene Ontology annotation, biological process: protein import into peroxisome matrix. The transcript has 3 exons. Lineage: Eukaryota; Metazoa; Chordata; Aves; Strigiformes; Tytonidae. Gene Ontology annotation, cellular component: peroxisomal membrane. Bases 1 to 1035 code for a protein of 344 amino acids. The record is from RefSeq and is a predicted model, not a curated record.
AUGACACCUCCCCCCGCCCUUCCCGCCCCUCAGCGCGGAAGCGACGAGCCCGGGUUAAACCGGCUCCGCGACCGCGUUAAGAACCGCGCUGAGGGGAGCAGCCAGGGCCGUGUAGCCCAGGAGCAAGACAGGGCUGCUGGACACCCACCCAACGGCACCUCGGGGAAACCCCAACCACAAACCCUCCGCCAUCCCCCGCAGAGGACGCGGCGGGAAGCGGCGCCGCCCCUCCUGAGGCACCUCCUCCGCCACCCGCCCUUCCCUGCCGUAACGUCCCUGCGCCCGGCCAGCGCCCCGCCCCACACGAUGGCGGCCGCAGGGCCGGCGCGGCUGGUGCGCUGCGGGCAGAAGGACGAGGUGUACCGGGGCGGGCUGCGGAGCGCGGCUGGCACCGCGCUGCACGGCCUGGCGGGUGCCAGGAAGUGGCUGGAAUGGAGGAAAGAGCUGGAACUGCUUUCGGAUGUGGCCUACUUCGUCCUCACCACCUUGUCAGGUUAUCAGACUCUGGGUGAAGAGUAUGUUAACAUUGUGCAAGUUGACUCAACCAAAAAAAGGAUACCAUCUUUUCUUCGACGGGCCAUCUUCAUUUCUCUUCAUACUGUAGUACCCUAUUGCUUAGAAAAGGGAUUACUGCAUCUGGAACAUGAGUUGCAGAUAGAAGCAGAUGAGCUCAGAGCCUCACAGAGCAGCCCAGCACUUGGCUUGUCCAGUAGGACCUUAAUACGAAACUGGAUACAGAAACAAGCUGGGGAGCUUACAGAACAGCAGAAGAAAAGACUCUUACAAAUCGUGUAUCUUCUUAAACAAUGCAUACCUUUGCUUCACCGACUACAUCUGGCAAUAUUCUACAUAAGGGGCACUUUUUAUCACCUGUCUAAAAGAAUCACAGGAAUCACCUAUGUAAGUGGAUUUAUUUCUUGUUACGGGAUCCACUGUAGUAUUUUGGCCUCUUGGGGUGUCAUGUAUGCAAAAAGGAUACAGAAUUUGGCUGUCACUGAUUAUAAUAGGGGCAGACUGGGUGAGGGGGAAACUUAAAAUACUAUGUAGAUGGGUUAUGAGUCCCUGGAGUUGAAAGGUUAUGGCUAAUUAAAGUGAAUGCACCAUCAGAAGCUAAUACCCUGUGUAACUUCAGAAUACUGUCUAGUCCAGUCUGUCUUCUACAAAUAUACAAAAAGUGAGAAGUGGCUUAAUAAAUCCAUGGAAAAUACUUCAGUUUUGAAUGAAAAAUCAGUACAUGUUUAGAUAGCAUUUUUCUAUAUGAAUAGCUUAAUUUCACAUAGUCUUUCAAAUAAACAUCUUUCUAAAAAACAUCAGCCUCUGGCCCAGAAAUGUGUAUAGACACAAGACUCCUCAACAGUUCCCAAGAUCAAGGUGGACAAGAGAUGUCUGAUUAUUUGCUCAGAGCUACAUAGUAAAACCAAACCAAUUAAGGCAGCAGUUCCGAUGGACAGACAUUUCAAGACAACUGAUCCUUGCACCAACAGAAGGUGUAGCCUGACUGAGAGGCGUUCAGGACACAUUAGACCUCCUGAGAGACAGCAGGUUGAUAAGUCCUAGACACGAUCCAGUUUUUUGGACAGAAAUGAGAACCCCAAAUCAAGAGUUUAUUGGGGGGGAGGGGGAGUGGAGGAGGUGAAACAACAGACACAGGACAGGACAGAGCGGGGACAGGGACACAGGGAGCAACAUAGUUUCAUAAAACCCAGUAAUGAAGCAUCUCUGUUUCUAUGAAUUAUAUAGCUGUGUUUUGGAGGACUGCACGGAGAAGAUCAGAGUAUUCGAUCAAGUUACAAGUUUCUUGGAAUAAUUUCACUCUUCCAUCUUCUUCUAACCAUUGGU